This is a messenger RNA of Drosophila serrata, 1225 nucleotides long. RefSeq names its product UPAR/Ly6 domain-containing protein bero. Lineage: Eukaryota; Metazoa; Arthropoda; Insecta; Diptera; Drosophilidae. The record is from RefSeq and is a predicted model, not a curated record. Gene Ontology annotation, biological process: positive regulation of voltage-gated potassium channel activity; regulation of synaptic transmission, cholinergic; sleep.
AGAGAAAAGUGCCAAGGAGUUGAAUUUGGAAAAUGCUUUUGGCAUUCUUUUAGUUCGAUUUCGUUUGCGGCCGUCGACUGACUGACGGUUCCAACACUAUAGCCGGAAAAACCGCCACAAACAAUUCCGAAACCAAAAAGAAAAAUUGAAAAUAACUCGGGGAAAAUUUUAACCGCAAAACUGUGUGAAUCGAAAAGACGCGUGUUUACAUUUAAUUUCGUUACGUGCUUGGGCCAAACAAAAUAUGUAAAAGCCAUUUGAAAGGAAAUAAAAUAUACAUUUAUUUAUUUUGAGGAUAUAUAUUUGAAUUUUCGGAUAUACAUACGUAUGCGAGCGUGUGUUUUAUAUUUAAAUAGCGUGUAGAUCGCUUCAAUUGACGUGCCGAGUGACGACGAUGAGCAGGGUUAUAUAGAACCUCUUGGCUUUAAUUAUUUUAUAAAACCAUCAAAUUAAGAAAAUCCCAAAUCCGCAUAAACUUUGGUAGCUGGAAAAACAAAUUUCACAAUUUUCAAAACAAUGCGGCAGUAUUUCCUUUUGUUUGGCGCGCUCAUCUCGCUGCUGGCCUCAGCUUACGGCAUCAAGUGCUACGCCUGCGAAUCCGUCUACGAGGCAAGUUGUGGCGAGGACUUCGAAGUGGAGAAUCAUUUCAAAUACGACUGUGCCUUCAUAGCCCCACCGCGGUUCCUGGAGAACGAUCUGAGUAGUCCGAAUGCCACGGCUUGUUUAAAGCGGGUCUUUAAGGAAAAUGGCGUACGGAAGAUCGUCAGAGGAUGCUAUUUCGGUGAGACAAAUGCCACCGAUGGAUGCCGGAUGGAUCCCACACUGAUCGCCGUCCAGAAUGCCACCUGUCAUGUGUGCGACAAUGAGAACUAUUGCAAUGCAGCGGAUGCACUACAUCGGAAAAUCUUCUCCAGUAUUCUAUUGUUUCUCUUGGCUACACAACUCCUCUGAUGAGAUGGAUCAAUGAAAAUGCAAAAUAAAAGGCAAACCACACCAGACACACACACACCCAAAGCUUAGUUCAAUUUAGAUAGAUUUUCUAGAAUUUCCCAAGCAACAUGUAGUAGCACCACCAGCCAUUUAGGACUAAUUAGACGCGAAUCUGCUCCACUGUGUGCUAAUGGUCAAUCAGGGGGCAAACAGGGCGUAUGAGCAAUAUUAGCGGACAUGAGCCGAAAAGCUGGCAAACAAAACACAAACGCGAUCCGAAUAGAAAACUAAUAAA